Molecule: messenger RNA, 1802 nt
Organism: Mercenaria mercenaria
Lineage: Eukaryota; Metazoa; Mollusca; Bivalvia; Venerida; Veneridae
Product: beta-1,3-galactosyltransferase 1-like
Exons: 1
Coding region: 68-1144 (358 amino acids)
Cellular component (GO): membrane
Molecular function (GO): hexosyltransferase activity
Source: RefSeq, a predicted model, not a curated record
GACCGUAUGUAUAUUCUGCAGAUUUCCUUAAAUCAACGAUAGAAAUAAACAAAAAGGUAAAAGGAUUAUGACUGAAUCUAAGCUAAAUAGGACAUUUGUUGUUUUAAUCAUAUACAUUGUGGUGAUUUCAAUGUUGGCUUUUAAUAUCUCAAGCAUUCCACAAUUGCAAAUUCAUACUCAGCCUAAUAUGGCAAACAAGCAUGUAAACCGGACAGAUUACCAUGAAGCAAGCAAACAAGCUCAUGUUUGUGGUCCAAUAUCUAAUGUUUUAACGGAAAGUAUAAAACCAGAUCCUAAUAUCAGAGAAACUACAUGCAAUUGCUGUUUCCAACAUAAUUAUGAUUAUUUGAUUAAUAAUAGAAACAUUUGCAAAACGUCUGGAUCUGAUCAGAAUAUUGAUCUAUUUAUGAUGAUUUUCACGGAGCAUGUUAAUUUUGAAAAGAGGCAAGCCAUUCGACAAACAUGGUUGACUAUUGCUAAUGGUAACACGGCUAGCGUGCGGUAUGUGUUUUUACUGGGAAAAGUGAAUGAUGAUCUACUUACUAAAAAUGUUACUGAAGAAAAUAUGCUUUACAAAGAUAUUUUGAAGGAGGACUUCAUUGACACGUACAAAAAUCAGACACUUAAAACAAUUAUGGGAUUUAAAUGGAUAGCAAAUUAUUGCCGCACAGCUAAAUAUGUCAUGAAAAGCGAUGACGAUACUUUUAUAAAUGUGCCGAACAUAUUGAAUUAUAUAAAAAAUUCUGGCAAGGGUCUUCAGACACAGCUAGUCGGUUCAUGUGGAAACGAUGGACCAAUUAGAGAAUUAGAUUCUAAAUGGUAUGCAUCUAAACAGGAGUAUAAAGAAAGUUCAUACCCGUGGCAUUGCUCAGGAACUGGGUAUUUUACAAGUUUUAAAAUAGUUGAAAAAAUAUAUAAAGUAUCGCCAUAUGUACCGUUCUUCUGGAUAGAAGACAUUUACGUUUCCCUAUGUUUUAGAAAAAUUGGGGGAACGGUAAAAAAUGUAAAAGGAUUUUACCGUAGCAGACAAACGUUAGAUCCAUGUUUAUAUAAGAAGGAUAAAUUAUUCACGUCACAUAAAGUUACACCUGAAAUGUUUAGACAGGUUUGGAAUGCUAAAUGCAAAACUGCUAAAUGUAAAUAAAAGUGUAAAUACCGGAUGUGUAGUGUACAGAUGAUAUCUGAGGCACAGUUAAAACUAUUCCAAAAUGACUUGCUUGUUUUGUAGAGUAUAAAAUGUUUGACACGUGGAGAAGAAAGAUCAGGCACGGACGGGCACAAUAGUAGAUCCACUUAUCCUUCUAUUUGAAGCGAAGCUUUCCCGUGAGAAAAAUAUCUACAUAACAAACGGGGUCUUGAACACACAGUAGUUUGGUGCAUGCGAUUCAAAAUACAAGAUCUUAACCACUCGUCGAUAGCGAUCCACAUUCAAGUAAGGGUACACUAUACAGUAACAGCAAUGUUUAGAGCAUGUAGAAAUCACAAAAGCAAUAAAACAUGGCAAUAGAUAUCAACAAUGCUCUUGAGAGCAAUGAUGGCUGCAGUACGAGGGCUGUCUCGGGAAAUUAUGUCUCUGGCAAUUCUCCUUUAAUCCCAUGUUUGGAUAGCCAAAAGCGUUUUGUUAAUAUUCUUGCAACAUUGACCCACUAGUGUUUCCUGUACAUAUGAAGUAAUGUACAUGUAUUUGGUUUGUCGCUUAAAAUCAUUACUAUACUUUGCCUUAGGAACACUGCAACUUCAUAACUUGAAAAAAUACAUAAAUAUGUUUAUACCAAAUAAAUGCCAGUGUGUUGAUAAAAAAA